AUAACGCAAAGGCGGUGGGAAACUUAAGGAGAGGGGAGAGAUGCUGAGGUGUGGCUGUGGUGCUCCGCAGCCAAUGAUGUUGCUGUCGCUGUCUUUGAACUCAUCGCCUCUGCAUCCUCCUCGCAAACUCGCCGCUCCGACUCCACCCUCCGCUGUCGGCUUGAAGCCAAUAGUGGUUAGCGGAAACCCUCCCACCUUCGUCUCUGCCCCUGGCCAUCGUAUCGUUGCCGUUGGGGAUCUGCAUGGAGAUCUUGCCCAGGCAAGACGUGCACUUGAGAUGGCUGGCGUCCUCGGUUCUGAUGGACAAGAUUUGUGGACUGGCGGAGAGACGGUAUUGAUCCAGCUUGGAGACAUACUUGACCGAGGUGAAGAUGAAAUAGCUAUCUUAUCCUUAUUGCAUUCACUUGAUAUCCAGGCGAAAGCCAGAGGUGGAGCUGUUUUCCAGGUGAAUGGAAAUCACGAGACCAUGAAUAUAGAGGGGGAUUUUAGAUAUGUUGAUGCUGGAGCAUUUGACGAGUGUCUGGACUUCUUGGAGUACUUAAAUUAUUGUGAAUAUGACUGGGAAAAGGCUUUUGUUAGUUGGGCUGGAAUGUCAGAUAGAUUAAAAGAUGAGAAAAUGUCCCAGAAUUACUGGGGUCCUUGGAAUCUAGUGAAGCGGCAACAGGGGGUGAUUGCUAGAUCAACCCUGUUAAGACCAGGUGGCCCACUAGCUUGUGAGUUGGCACGGCAUCCUGUUAUUCUCAAAGUUGAUGAUUGGGUCUUUUGUCAUGGUGGCCUUCUUCCUCGCCAUGUUGCCCAUGGCAUAGAGAGGCUGAAUAUGGAAGUAUCUAGCUGGAUGAGAGGACUUGGUGAAGGAGAUGGCAGUCCAAAAAUCCCUUUCAUGGCCACAAGGGGCUAUGACAGUGUUGUUUGGAAUCGUUUAUAUUCCAGAGACAUUUCUGAUCUGGAUGAAUAUCAGAUUAAUCAGAUUCAAUCUAUUCUUCAACAGACACUACAAGCUGUUGGUGCAAAGGCAAUGGUGGUGGGGCAUACUCCUCAAACUACAGGAGUUAAUUGUAAAUAUAAUUGUAGCAUAUGGCGUGUUGAUGUUGGUAUGUCUAGUGGAGUCCUUAAUGCACAACCAGAGGUUCUCGAAAUUAGAGAUGAUAAAGCAAGAGUUAUAAAGAGCAAAUGGGACAGUUUUCACGAACUUCAGACUGCUGACUACACAUAGAAUCAUGGAGAUACCACAGCGCUGCUUAGCUCACAUUUUAUUCAAGUGAACAUCAAUUUCAUCCAUCUCUGGCAUCAUCGUAUGCGAAGACUAGAUUCAACAAAGACAGUCACUUGAGGCACACAACCAAGACAAGCAAACCAGCGCUUUCCAUAAAAUCUGGAGCUGACUUGGUUCAAAUGUUCUUCUUAAGCUUAACAUUCAAACCCUGUUGUAAAAGUUAUAGGAUAACUUCCUCAGUAGUCAGGGAUCACAAGCAAAUUUGUUGUCUUGAAGAUAUGUUACCUUUCCAAUGUCCCACAUCUUGAUAAUGAGCUCAUUAUACGUCGUGACACUUACUACUCCUUGGUGGAGCUUACAGGUCUACUAGGGGUAGUGCGGGUCAUAUAAAUCAUAAACCCCACUUCCGGGUCGGGGCAUUUUAAAUUUAA
Messenger RNA from Diospyros lotus (date-plum), 1644 nucleotides. RefSeq names its product shewanella-like protein phosphatase 1. Gene Ontology annotation, molecular function: hydrolase activity. The coding region runs from base 41 to 1213 and encodes 390 amino acids. The transcript has 10 exons. NCBI's taxonomy places the organism in Eukaryota, Viridiplantae, Streptophyta, Magnoliopsida, Ericales, Ebenaceae. The record is from RefSeq and is a predicted model, not a curated record.